Molecule: messenger RNA, 6681 nt
Organism: Gadus chalcogrammus (walleye pollock)
Lineage: Eukaryota; Metazoa; Chordata; Actinopteri; Gadiformes; Gadidae
Gene: spef2
Product: sperm flagellar 2
Exons: 38
Coding region: 216-5582 (1788 amino acids)
Biological process (GO): sperm axoneme assembly
Cellular component (GO): sperm midpiece; manchette
Molecular function (GO): protein binding
Source: RefSeq, a predicted model, not a curated record
CACACGUCUUUUUUUAGCUAUUGGCUCUGGACGCCCAGAGCAUCUUGUUGACGUGCGCUAUGGCAACGACGCCCCGGGGACGUCACCCGCCUGGUUUUGUACACACUUUAUGGUCCCGCACGGAGGAAGUUGGACCUAAAGGAGUCGUAUUAGGAGAAACAUCUUAAAUGUAUGAUGUAGUUUAAACUGAAGGAGUUCGAUACCAACGCCCAAAAAUGUCGGAUAUAUUAUGCAGAUGGCUUAACAACGAGCUCCGGUUGUCAAAAACAGUUGAGCCAAGUACAUUUUCGAAGGACUUCUCCACCGGCUACCUUAUUGGAGAAGUGCUCUUUAAAUACCAGCUGCAAGAUGAUUUCAGUGCGUUCAUAAAAAGCAACAUCUCCAGUUCCAAGGAGGGCAACUUCAGCCGCAUCGAGCCCACCCUCCAGCUGCUUGGCGUCCCCUUUGACCAGAACACAGCCCAGGCUCUGAUGCAGGAGAAGCAGGGAGCGGCUACCCGUCUGCUCUACCAGCUCUACGUCCUGCUGCAGCACAGGAAGAUGAAGAGGACCCCCAUGGACACCGUGCGGCCCACUGCUGGGGGCCCCCACCUGCACAAAAAAGAGAACGACGUCGUCUCAGAUCAUCGUGUGGGGCCGGUGGGGAAGCGGGACGCAGAGGUAACGCUCCACAAGCUGUCCCAGCGCUACGAGGAGCAGGGCCGGCAGCAGAAGGAGAAGUCAGAGAUGGCUGAGCUUCUCCAGGAGCAAAAGAAACUCCUGGACACGGAAGACAUGAGACUAAAGGACAUGGAAAAGCUACGAUCGUCGCGUCGAAGGCAGACUGAGCUGAUGGCUCGUAUCCAGGCUUCCAUCGUCCACGUGCCAAAGCCUUCCGCUAUCAAACUGGUGCAGAAGCAGCACCAGCAGCUGCAGCUACGCAGGGAACAGCAAAGACAGCAGGUCACAGCUGAAAUCGCCCGCUUUGAAAAAAGCAGAAAGGCAUUUCUAACUUCAGACUUCUCUUAUUUCUCAAGCGGCAAGACCCUCACAGGGAGCCGCAAGGCCAUUGGUCAGAAUGCCCCCGGGGAGGGCGGGCCUGAGCUGGUGCUGCAGUCCAACAGCCAGUACGUGCAGAAGAUCAGACAGAGGCUGGCGGAGGACUCGGCCUCGUGCCAGCAGAGGGAGAAACGCCGCACCAGGUUCCUACAGGAGCAGCUCAAAGCCCAGGAGAAUCAGCAGGACGCGCAGCGGGACGAGCAGUUGGUGCACCGGCUGACGCGACAGACGGAGCAGGAGCGGCGGCUGGUGGCGCAGCUCCUCCAGGUCCGCGCCCAGAAGGAGGUGCUGCGGGAGAACCGUCUCUUCCGGGAGCAGCAGUACCAGGAGCAGAGGGAGAGGGACUUCCUGGAGGCCCUGGAGAGGGAGGCGACUUUGGCUCAGCAGGCCCAACUGGACGAAGCUGAUGAGGUCAGCAGGCAGAUGGAGCUACAUAACAGGAUGGCAGCUGAGCGAGCCCAGCACAGGCACAAGAAACACUCUAAUCUCUGCCGGGAAGUCCUGGAUCAGAUAGAGGAUUUGGCUACCAAGGUUGGCGAAUACCGUCUACUUACCGGGAAGCUGAUCCCGGUCAAGAUGAUGAGGGAGUGGAAGGAGCUGCUGUUGCUUGGAUUGCCCCUGUAUGACCCUGUGCCAGGAGACUCAGAACCUGGCCCCCUUUCUGCCCCGCUAGACCCCGUAGAGCGGCAGAAAGAGGAGCUCCUCAACAACCAAGACUACCAGGAGUACACAAACAUGGAGGGUGAGUGGGCGUGGCCGGAGGAGGCAGGGGAGGCUAAGCGCCAUCUAGGCAGCAACAACAUCCUGGACCAUGUAGUCCUGAGGCUGAAGAACAUGGUCAAUGAGCCCCGUCCUGCCACGCCUCCCCCCCUCUUCCCUCAGUUCACGCUCAAGGCCUGCGUCCUGGGCCAGCCCUGCUCAGGGAAGACCACCUGCCUGGCUCAGCUGGCCCAAGAACAUGGUAUCCAUAUCAUAUCACCUGACACACUCAUCCAAGAGGCCCUGGCUGCCUACCAGAGUGGAGAAAAGGUUUCUGAUGGCGGGGAGAUUCCUACUGUUAGAGACGGUGAGGAUGAGGUUCCUGAGGGAGAGGGCCGGUCCUUCACUUCCCUAGAAACCAAGGAAUCAAAUUCUCUUUCAGCACUCGACCAACAGCAAGAAAUGUCCAAGAGGGAGCCAUCAGCGAGGGCACAGCGUGGAGCGGUCAUAGACCAGGUGCUGAGGACAGGGAAAGCAAUCCCUGAUGAGCUGCUGGUGAACAUCAUAGUGGAGACGAUCAGGCUGGUCCCUGACACUUCCGGGUGGGUCCUGGAUGGCUUCCCGGUGAAUGUGGCUCAGGCCCGGAUGCUGGAGCUGGCCCUUGGGGGGAGUACCUCGGUGCCCAUUGAAAAGAAACCUCCUCGCCGGGGCUCAAACAAACAAAAGGCCCCCCAGGCGCUCGAGCCAAUCGCAGCCAAAAAGCUUCCCGUGCUGGACCUGGUUCUGCUGCUGGACACACCCGAAAGCGUCCUCCUCAAUCGUGCUGUCCGUCAAAGCCGAGGAAGAGGGGAGAGGGUUUUGCGCAGUGCAGAGGUAAAUGCCCCGUCUCCUACGGUGAGAUCUGCAUCCCUGACGAUCAAAGAGGAGCAUGUAGAGAGCAGAAGCCUUGGAGCUGCUCCCACUGCCCCCCCGGAUGGUCACCCUGACCCUGGUGGGACAGCCCCUGCUCUGGAUGGAUGUACAGACAGGGGUCUGGGGGGCCGACAAAUACAACAUAGCAUUGCUUCCUUCCAGGACAAUUGGUCCAAACUAGAGAAGUGGUACAGUGGAAAUCAAGGCAUCCUUGUCCGUUUGGAUGCAAAUGUGAGCGAGGAGGAACUCUUUAGCAGUUUGGAGUCUGUAUUGCUACAGGCAGUGAUGAACAAACCAAAAGUGCUUGACAUGGGUGAAACUCCAGGGUCCAACCCCCCAGGGACAGCCCCACAUCAGGACCCCAAACUGGAGCGCCCGGGGUCCGCCUGCAUUAUCAGACCUAGGUCCAGCGCAAAGUCUCCAAGAGGGCGGACCAGAGCGGCCUCCCUGUGCGGAGCGGACAGAGAGCUAGGCAGCGCGCUGGACGGCGACCCCCCUCGCCCAGGCUCGGCCCGCUGGAUCUACGUAGACGAAGCCCUGCCUGUGGAGGUCCCAGGGGCCCUGCUCUCCUACUGGGAGUCCAUUAGUGAGUCAUACAUGAGGAACAUCAAAGCCGUGAUGCAGAACCUGCGCAUCGAACGAAACAUCAUCAUCCGUCACCUGUUCAACAUCAGAGAGGAGUACAAACACUACCUGAGUCGGCCGGAGCUGAACCAGGAGUUUGUGAGCCAGUGGCAGCAGGACUUCAACAGCAGCAUCCCUGAAGACAUGAGAGCUGACACAGAAACCAAGACAGAGCUGCACCAGAGGCUGGACGACCUGCGAGAGCGUCUGUGGGACAUGAGUGACAAGCGGAGAGAGGAGGACAGCCAGGAGAAGAACAGUCUAGUAGAGAACGGCUGGCUGGAGGACCAUAAGGCUUUCCUCAUUAAUCACUUCGCUACACUCAUCCAGGUGGAGUUGGACCGCUUCCAGGACACACUGAGCGUUCUGCGGGACUACUACCUGGGCAUGUGCAGACAGGGGACUCCGCCGUUCCCGCCCACUCACUUCACCUGUCUCCCCCUGGUGGCCGCCACAGACUGCCGGGACACAGCCCCCGUGCAGGGAGACAGCACUGACCAUGCAGCUCAGGGAGCCAGGGAAACAGAGGAGGAUACUGUGUUGCAGUGGAAAGCACAAGUUAUUCCCCUCCUUGACAGAAGUGCUGUUGCUCCAGAGCCAAGUGUUGAUGGGGACCUGCAAAAGGGAGCGCGUGACAAGAACUCACAUGGAAAACAUAUCUCUGAUGUCUAUAAGCAGGCACUCGAUGCUAUCAAGAACCUGUGUGACCAGGCGUCCGGGGAGCUCCAGCAGAAGAAGGUGGAGGUGGUCAAGGAGGGGCAGGAGGAGGAGAGGAACAAGGUAUCCCAGGCCCCCGCCAAAGGCACAGCCAAGGAUAAGGGGAAGAAGACAUCGGCCAAGAAGAAAGAGCCCCCUCCCACCCCUCCCCCGGAGUCCAUCCCCAGUCCCCCAAUGAAGGAGAGCUCAGAGGAGAUUCACCUGAGAAAACUACGCGCCAAGAUGCACAAAGAGCUCACAGCUGCACUCGGCCACGAGGUGCAACUGGUUAAGACCCGUAUAGGUCUGGUGAGAGGCUGUGCUCUCCUGAGUGUCCGCUCCCUUCAGAGGAAAGCCGAAGAGACCUUCAGCUGCAUGGACCAGUGGCUAGCGGCACACUACCUCUCACAGAUGAACAGCGUUGACGGGCUAGCAGAAGUGGUGCGCUACCACAUCGAGAUGGGCUCCCUUCUCCACAGUGAAUUGGUUCUGGAUUCAAACGACUUCUAUCUGAACGGAGACCUGCGCAUGGUGGCCAGCCAGCCCCCCCCGCCCCGCCCACCCCCUCUGGAGAGACCCCCCCACUCCACACUGAGUGUGGCUCAGCUAGAGUUCCUCAGCACACAGCUCUACACUGUGGCUCCCUCAGGCCUCUUGUCCUGCGCUGAGUUCACCAGUGUCCUCCAGGAUCUCAUCUCUCUGAGGGUGGGCUGGGCCGUCCUGCCUGAGCCAUGGAGCUCUAUGUCUGAUGCACAGGUGACGGAGGUGGUCUCUCUCCUCACGCUGGAGUCGGGGCUGGUGGACUGGCGCCGGUUCCUGCUCAGUGCUGCCCUCCCCUGGCCACUGCCCAGCCUGGCCCAGCUGCUGCUGCUGCUGCAGGGCUUCCGCACCGCCGACCCCGGGGCCACGGGCUCUGUGGACCGGGACCAGUACCUGCAGGUGGAGCUAUGGUUCCCAAGUGAGAAGGCCGAGCCUGUGCCUGAAGACCCCACCGACCCCUUACCGUACAACCGCCUGGCCAACCUACGCAAGCUGUUCUUCCAGAUGUUUGCGGACCACUCCUCCAGUCCCCCACGCCUGGACUACGCACGGAUGCUGGGCUACCUGGCGGCCCACCCUGAGCCCGGCCAGGGCGUGGUCCGGGCCCUCAGCCUGGCUCUGGGCAGGACACUCAGGCACCCUGCUGCCUGUCGCUACGUCAAGUCGAUGCCCAACAUCAAUGAGACUCAAGAGCCAGGGAGCCCGGGACAGCAGGCGGAGCCAGAGGGGGAGGAGGCGGAGGAAGAGGUGGUUCCCAGGGGGUCCAGCGGUUGCGACGGGGUCGAGCAGGGGGUGUCCGUCAACGCCCUCCUUGCCGUUCUGUGUCACAGAGACGUCCAUAAGUCGGCACACGCCCCCGGCAAAACCCCAGAGGAGCUCACUGAGGACUUGCAGCGUGUAUUUGGAGAGCUUGGCUACGGACCGCAGGAACAUGUCCCCUUCUCAGUCCUCUGCCAGCAUCCUGUUGUCCAGGAGCUCAUGGAGGGAUCCAAUCGCUACCAGCUCAUAGAUAUUCAUGGCGUGCUGAAAGGCCAGGAGAGUGAAUCGGAGCCACAACUCUCCCCAGCCUCCUGAAUAUGAGGCAUUUCUUUAUUUUAUGCAUUCUUGUUUCAGAAAUAUCUAUUCUUGUUCCCUAUUUAGACAAAAAGUAUAAUCCAUCUGCAAGCUAUAGAACUUCAAUACAGUGAUUUGUUCAAAUUCCCAUCUAUGCUUAAAGUGAUGUUUGCUAUUGAUUCAAUAAAUACGCAGCCAUACAUCCACUGGGCAGCCUCAUUAUUUGCCAAGACGAUCGACAAGCCACCGGGAUGACAAUAUAGGAAUUCAAACCACCACAAUGACAUCAGUGGACGAUGACGCGUUUGACCCCGCUGACUCUUCCUUUCUUCCCCGGAUCCACUCCAGUGGCUUUCCCCACUCGCGUUCUCUAACGACCUCGGUGACACGGCCGCACAUUGGCCGGGCCCCACAAUGAGCUCAUUGUCCAGGCUAACCUACAUGUCAAGCCUGACUUCCCAGCAACAGACCUGCCGGGGGCGCCCCUAGCCCCUCCCCUAUCACCUCCAUCAAGGAGUCCAUGCUGUCCACCCACUCAGAUAACCGUUAAGUGUAGGCCGGUAAAAAAACAAACAACAUAAAACAUGAUUGCUAAUCUUAACGCUGUUCCGUGAUACUAGGAACCCCCUUGAUAAUAUACAGUCUUAAUCAGUCUGAAUUCUUGCCAACCCUAUUCUGGACGUUCCUACUCAAGGCUUGUACUCAAGAGUAAUUUGUGGUUAAUUCGGUCUCCAUCACUGCUCCCCGCAUGCCAUGAUUUUCUUGGCAUCUAUUUGAUGAUAAAAAUUAAGCCGGAGACAGAUAGCAGCAUAACACACCUAACCCUAACCUCAGGAUUCAAGGACAUCAGUGGGGAGUUUUAAUGCUAUAAUAGAAUAGAACUUACUUAUUACUUCAGCAAAUAACAAGAUAUAAAUUGUGUAAUUAAUUUCUUCAAUGUGUAAAGUUAUAGCUAUUGUGUAAAGUACCUCAAUCUUGAUUUGUAAAUUAUGAGUAAAAUAAGUCAAACGUUCAUAUUUAAGCUGAUUGAUUAUUAUCAUAUAUUCAUAAUGCUAGUAUGAUUUGAGAAGUGGAUUGCUUUAUACUUGGUACCAUGAGGGUCCCCACUCUCCUGUCUUUG